Racocetra persica is the source of this 825-nucleotide messenger RNA. The record is from the annotation of a GenBank genome assembly. Lineage: Eukaryota; Fungi; Glomeromycota; Glomeromycetes; Diversisporales; Gigasporaceae.
CAUUCAAUUAAUCAAACAAAAAAAGAACUUGUUCAGUAUUUUCGAAAUAAGGAGCGAGUAAUAGCAUCUAAUGUAAAAAAUAAAGUAAUAUAUACUGGAUCUGACGAAGAAGCUUAUGCAGAAAUUUUACGCCAGUAUAAAGUUAGGGGGGAUAUUAUUUUUUUCCCAACUGAACAGCAAACUGCUGAAAAAGAUCCGUUUAGACCAAGUGAGCUUCCAAGAUCGAAACAUGCUGUCAAUUUAUUAAGUGUAGAGUUUAAUGAAGCAAAUAAUCAAGUGGUUAUAGAAAAUGAACAUUUAAAUAGUGCACUGUGUUCACGAAAUGAGGAUAUUAAUUCACUUACUCUGAAUGAUAACAUUAAUCUCGAUGAUUCUAAAAAAUCAAGUGAUUCGCAUACUUUAACCCAUAAUUAUUAUAAUCAAGAGACAAUUUUUGUACAAAAUGAAGAAAUUUCAGAAUCUCAAUUCACUUCUUUUAUUCAACCCAAAUCAAAUAAUCCAUUGGUCCCGAUUAUAGAAAACAAGAAUAUGCCGCAUUCUAUUGAAAAACGUCAAACCAAAAGAGUACGAAAUAAUAAGCGCAAAAUUAAAUUAGAUUCAAGUUUGCACGAUAAUGAAAAUGUUCCGCCACCAAGAAGAAGAAGAAUUGAAAAACCUGCCUUGGAAGAACUUUUUGAAGAACAAGGCAUUAGCUGGAAUCGGAAGGAAUUUGUUAAAGAAUGUCAGUCUCGAAAUAUUUGCCUGGAUGAUGAUGAUAUUAUUAAUACAACCAAAUUAAUUAGCUGGUUCGAUCGUAAAAAAAACAAAGCUAAAUCUUUAGUAACA